AUGCCCCCAUGGGGGCUCAACUGGCAUGCAUGCAAGAACAAGCUCAGAACAAGGCUGUGGGGCCAGAUCCAUGAAUCGAGGCCCGUCGACAAGGAUGUGGCAGAACGGCGCUGUUGGGACAGCCCGUUCAAGAUAGCCCCCACGAGAGCUAUCAGGACGACGGAGGAGCGUUUGGCUCUCGAUCUAAGUCUUGCAUUUACACCUGGACGCUGGAGACCCGACUUCGAUAAACACUACGUACUCAGCUCUGGCUUCACGGAAUUCAGUGGACCAGUCUUCCCCAUCUUCCUGGUCACAUUUGUCAGUACAGACUCUCAUAGCGCGUGGCUUGCCGAAAUUCAAUACUGUUCAAGCGCCAAUAUGAACAAAAGGGGCCCAAAUAACGGGUGCUACCUUGGAUGCUAUCAAACGCCGAAGAGCAAAAUCGUGUUCAAGAUUCAAGCUUAUCAUCUCCGCAACAGAGAAUGGGUCCGUUUCCCAAUCGUCAAAAAGGAUUUUACUGUGAGACGGAUUUGA
Coccidioides immitis RS is the source of this 516-nucleotide messenger RNA. RefSeq lists its product as uncharacterized. The transcript has 5 exons. NCBI's taxonomy places the organism in Eukaryota, Fungi, Ascomycota, Eurotiomycetes, Onygenales, Onygenaceae. The coding region runs from base 1 to 516 and encodes 171 amino acids. The record is from RefSeq and is a predicted model, not a curated record.